This is a messenger RNA of Dissoconium aciculare CBS 342.82, 660 nucleotides long. RefSeq lists its product as uncharacterized. Bases 113 to 379 code for a protein of 88 amino acids. Lineage: Eukaryota; Fungi; Ascomycota; Dothideomycetes; Mycosphaerellales; Dissoconiaceae. The record is from RefSeq and is a predicted model, not a curated record. The transcript has 2 exons.
CAUCAUACCACGUUUACCUCACGCUCUGACUCGAUGCCAGGCAACCAACUUGACUGCGAAGUCCCAAAUUUACGGUUUGAUUCCGACUCGAGCUCAUGAGAGAUCAGCGACUAUGGUCCAAGAGGCUAGAUCACUGCGCAGAUGGGCUGUUGGACAGAUUUUCGUAUCGACUAUUCCAUCCAUUGUUGCCGGGGUAGCUCAAUCGGUAGAGCGUGUGGCUCUUAUCAUCGAGAGAACAACCUCAAGGUCGCGGGUUCGAGCCCCGCCUUCGGCUAUUCCUAUCACUGCCACACUCGCUGAGUGUGAUCCAGGCCAAGGCUCGAUCUUACUUUUUUUUAAAUUUUUCUCGGUCGGCGACAUCCGCUCUGAAACCGAGUGACAUCCUUCUGAAACUCGUCCACAAACAAUGGCAGAACAUAUUUAUCAUUGGGGUCCGUCAACAACUAUGCCGGUCGAACCACUCUUUUUACAAAUUUCAAAGCGAAGCACGCACGGUAGACUGCUGCUCUGGAAGUCAAGCGAUGUUCUUCUCCAGCCAUUGCUCCCAAUCGGCCUUGGAGAAGCUGCUCGAGAUACUGUUCUCGACAUUGCCCUGAAGUUGCGCGUCAGCCUCAACACCCUGUAUCGGCAACCAGAGGGUUAGCUCACAUUGAAAAGGAC